Myotis davidii is the source of this 2262-nucleotide messenger RNA. RefSeq names its product homeobox A2 (gene HOXA2). The record is from RefSeq and is a predicted model, not a curated record. The transcript has 2 exons. Gene Ontology annotation, molecular function: DNA-binding transcription factor activity, RNA polymerase II-specific; DNA binding. Bases 870 to 1898 code for a protein of 342 amino acids. Lineage: Eukaryota; Metazoa; Chordata; Mammalia; Chiroptera; Vespertilionidae. Gene Ontology annotation, biological process: regulation of DNA-templated transcription.
AAAAGAAGGAAAGAGAGGAAGGAAGACUACGCAGAGAGGAGAUCAGUUCUGAGAUCCAGGAAACGGUUUGGGAAAAGGCGGAGGAGUAAAAGGGAAAUAAAAGAGGGGGGACCCCAAAAUGGAUCUCUCUCUCUCUCUCUCUCUCUCAUCUCCUCUACCUCUGCUCCUUCCUCCAGCCUUAGCAGAACUUAUGUGGCUGGGAUGGGGGCCCUCGGGUGUCAAAACUUUGAAGAUUAAUGGAUUACUUUGUUAAUGACUGCAGGCGUCAAACUGAGGCGCUUAAAUGAUUUGUGAGGUGCGAGGCGUCUUCCCGACAGUCCCAAACAAUGCGCGGAGUGUGCGGGGGAGGCGGAGGGCGGCCGCAGCCGGCUCACAGUCCACACUCCGCACUCACACAGCGCCAGGCGCACACACCAGGUCGCUGCGCCUGGGAAGGCAGGCAGGCACCCUCGCCCCCACGCACUCCCGGGCAUCCCCACCCACACCCACAUAUAUGUAUUUUUGCCCAGAAAAAAGUGUAAAUAAAGCCUCGCUGGCCCCCAAUGAGGCGUUCCUUCCCGACUUUUUUGGAUCAAUCAAACAGACAGUGGCUUCUUUUGAUUAAAGCCCAAAUUGUCAUUGGGCAGAAGCAAUCAUGUGACAGCCAAUUCGGUCCAAUUUCAACCUUGUCUCCAUGAAUUCAAUAGUUUAAUAGUAGCGCGGUCCCCAUACGGCUGUAAUCAGUGAAUUAGAAAAAAAACACCCCAGCAGCGAUCUUCUAUGAUAGAUUUUUUUCCCCCUCCGCACUCGCCUUUUUCCCGGGCCUCGCCCCCCCAAAGCCCCUCCAGAAGAGGGAACUUUUUCUCCGAGGGGGCUCCAAGCAGAAGGCCAUGAAUUACGAAUUUGAGCGAGAGAUUGGUUUUAUCAAUAGCCAGCCGUCGCUCGCUGAGUGCCUGACAUCUUUUCCCCCUGUCGCUGAUACAUUUCAAAGUUCAUCAAUCAAGACCUCGACGCUUUCACACUCGACACUGAUUCCUCCUCCUUUUGAGCAGACCAUUCCCAGCCUGAACCCGGGCAGUCACCCUCUUCUGCUAUAUUUAUUCUCCAGUGGACUAACCCCACUCGGACCCCUCCGCCUCCAACUGCGCGCGUGUCUCUCGUUGGUUUCCCUUUCCGCAGAGUCCCUGGACGUGGCCGAUGGCAGCGGAGGAGGCUCCCGGCGCCUGAGGACGGCGUACACCAACACGCAGCUUUUGGAGCUGGAGAAGGAAUUUCACUUCAACAAGUACCUCUGCAGACCCCGCAGGGUGGAAAUCGCGGCGCUGCUGGAUCUGACCGAGAGACAAGUCAAAGUGUGGUUUCAGAACCGCAGGAUGAAGCACAAGAGGCAGACCCAGUGCAAGGAGAACCAGCACGGCGAGGGGAAAUUCAAAAGCCUGGAGGACUCGGAGAAGGCGGAGGAGGACGAGGAGGGGAAGUCGCUCUUCGAGCAAGCCCUGGGCGUCUCGGGGGCCCUUCUGGAGAGGGAAGGCUACACUUUCCAGCAGAACGCCCUCUCCCAGCAGCAGGCUCCCAACGGACACAAUGGCGACUCCCCGAGUUUCCCCGUUUCGCCUUUAACCAGCAAUGAGAAAAAUCUGAAACAUUUUCAGCACCAGUCACCCACUGUUCCCAACUGCUUGUCAACAAUGGGCCAGAACUGUGGCUCGGGCCUAAACAAUGACAGUCCCGAGGCCCUCGAGGUCCCCUCUUUGCAGGACUUCAGCGUUUUCUCCACAGAUUCCUGCCUGCAGCUUUCAGAUGCAGUCUCGCCCAGCUUGCCGGGUUCCCUCGACAGCCCUGUAGAUAUUUCAGCUGACAGCUUUGACUUUUUCACAGACACACUCACCACAAUUGACUUGCAGCAUCUGAAUUACUAAAAACAUUAAAGCAAAACAAAGCAUCACAAAACAAAAACCCCUUUGACCAGGUGGUUUGGCCUUCUUUUAUUCUGAGAGUUGAUUUUUAUUUUAUUUUUUUACCCUCUUUCUCCUCUAAAUGUUGGAGAUUUUCUGUUUAGUGAGUCCCCCGACCCAGUCUCAGAGGCAUCUUUUACAAGUUACUUUGGAGUUUUAGUUGUUUUAAAUCUAAUCCAACAACCCCCCGUGAUUUACUGAAAGCAAUAUAUGAGGCCUGCAAGAAAGUGACCAUACAACUGUAUCUUCACUUUCUUUUUAUUUUUGUAUUACAUUAGGAUGCAUUGUCAUGCGUAUUUUUGGUAGAAUAAAUUCUCCUUUGCUAUAA